This is a messenger RNA of Scheffersomyces amazonensis, 1281 nucleotides long. RefSeq lists its product as uncharacterized. The coding region runs from base 182 to 865 and encodes 227 amino acids. Gene Ontology annotation, molecular function: riboflavin reductase (NADPH) activity; FMN binding. The record is from RefSeq and is a predicted model, not a curated record. The transcript has a single exon. Lineage: Eukaryota; Fungi; Ascomycota; Pichiomycetes; Serinales; Debaryomycetaceae.
UAUCUACUUAAUUAUUCAUUAAUUACUAUGAUACUAUUGAAUUGUGCUUAAGAAAUACGAGUGAAUUAAGUAAUUCGUCAAAAACUGUAUUUGGGAAUUCUUUUGAUUUUUCGCAAUAACAGAUGAAAUUUUUUGAGGGUUUUCAAUAGCAUAUGGUUCAAAUAUUUUAAGAUAUAUAUGUAUGAGAGGGUGGAUUUUACAAGUACGAACGAUUUCACGGUCAUCAAUUCUAAGAAAUGGUAGCCAUAGUGCCAUUCUGGAAAAAUUCCGGAGUAAUAUGGCACGAGUUAGUUCUCAAGCAAUGAUUUUAACUUCUGCAUCGAAUACUAUUAAAUCCAAUGAUUUACAUGGUAUGACACUUUCUUCAGUUAGUUCACUAGCUGUAUAUCCCAAACCUUUAUUAGAAUUUAAUUUACAUCUUCCAUCAUAUACUUCAGCUGCCAUGCAUAAUUUACAAUAUCUUGCAAUACAUUUAUUAUCACCAACCGCAAAAUCAGCUCAUCUUUGUCGAGUAUUUGCUAGUGGAGUUAAGACAGAUAAGAAAGGUAUAUUGAAUAAUGGUAAGGAAGAAGAUGAAGAUGGUGAAAUAUUUCAUGAAAUGACAACUCCAUUUUCGAGGCUUAAUAAAGAUAAUGAUUAUACUAUGUAUAAAAUCAAUGAUUCUAUAAGUAUUCCUAUAUUAAAAAAUUCUGAAUCUGUUUUUAUAUGUAAAGCUAAAACUAAUUUUUCAGUAUCCAAUCAUGAAAUUUGGGUAGUUGAUGUAUUAGAAAUAUUAGAGAAUGAUGAAAAAAUACUUGAAAAGGGUGGAAUACUUUACUUUAAUAGAAAGUUUCAUCAGAUCGGUAAUACUAUACAAGAAAAUUAAUGCGUUAAUGAUAUACCUUAUCCAUAAUUAUAUACAUGUACAUAGGAACUAUAAAAAUUAUUAAUAAUAAUUAUUAUCCACUAUCCACUAUCCAUUCAAUACUUGAUUACAUUCUUCUCGUAAAGCUUGAGUUUCUGAUAAAACUCGAGGGAGAAUAGUAUCAAACUUAUCAUUAGUUUUCUUAAUCCUUUUCCCUAAUUUAUUUAAGAUUUCAUUUCUUCUAAUAUUCUUUAAAUCAUUAUUUAAAGUCUUAAUCUCUUCAACUCUUAGUUGUUGUUUAUUAAUUAAUUUUUGUUUCUUACCAUUCAUAUUUUGUAAUUCUGUACUUGAUGCCUUUAAUUUUGUCUUUUCAAUUUUUAUUCUUUCACAAUAUUCAUCAUAAAUCUUUUCUAAUUCCUUAAUUUGUUUUAAAUAAU